UCCAAUUGAAGCUGUUGACUUUUUCACUUUUCAUAACUAACAGUUUUGAUCUGGUCUACCCAAGUGAUCGUCUGAAGUGUUUUCAGUGUCAAGGCGAUGCUGAUUGCAAUGAUGUUGAACAGAAAUUGAAUCCGAAAGUGUGUAGGAUUUAUUCCAAUAAAGAUCAAUGCUACACUUAUUUCGCUGAAGAAGGAAAACAUUUUCGUGGCUGUUGGAGCGAUCAAACCGAGAGUCGAAUGUCAUGUAAACAAAACGAAUCAAAGUGCAUAAAAUGUGAAGGAGACGGCUGUAAUACAGCAACGCAAGCGUCUACACAAGCACCCAACACACAAUUACCUACUACAGAAGUACCCACCACGCAAGCACCGAGCACGGAAUUACCUACCACUCAAGAAUCUACCACAGAAGUUCCAACUACUACACAAGCACCUACCACGCAAGUACCAACGACACAACUACCAACCACGCAAGCAUCGAGCACAGAAUUACCUACCACUCAAGAAUCUACCACAGAAGUGCCAACCACGCAAGCAACGAGCACGGAAUUACCAAGCACGGAAGUACCCGCCACUCAAGAAUCUACCACAAAAGUUCCUACACAACCGCAACCAAUAGAACCAACAGAAGUCCUAAUACAAAUUGCAACACAACUUCCAAUAGAAGAACCUACAAAACCAUCCACUAAACCACCAUUUCCAAAACCGCCAGUCACGAAACCAUCCAGAGAAGAACAAAAAUUAGAAUUUUUUAUUUUUCUUGGAAUAUUAAUGUUAUCAUUAUCAGUAUUAUUGUAUUCUACUUUACCAAAAAGACGUAAUUAUAAUUGA
Contarinia nasturtii (swede midge) is the source of this 827-nucleotide messenger RNA. RefSeq names its product salivary glue protein Sgs-3-like. The coding region runs from base 237 to 827 and encodes 196 amino acids. Lineage: Eukaryota; Metazoa; Arthropoda; Insecta; Diptera; Cecidomyiidae. The record is from RefSeq and is a predicted model, not a curated record. The transcript is spliced from 3 exons.